This is a messenger RNA of Scomber scombrus (Atlantic mackerel), 2860 nucleotides long. RefSeq names its product cytochrome P450 27C1 (gene cyp27c1). Gene Ontology annotation, biological process: C21-steroid hormone biosynthetic process; cortisol metabolic process; cholesterol metabolic process. Bases 161 to 1786 code for a protein of 541 amino acids. Lineage: Eukaryota; Metazoa; Chordata; Actinopteri; Scombriformes; Scombridae. The transcript is spliced from 9 exons. Gene Ontology annotation, molecular function: monooxygenase activity; iron ion binding; oxidoreductase activity, acting on paired donors, with incorporation or reduction of molecular oxygen. Gene Ontology annotation, cellular component: mitochondrial inner membrane. The record is from RefSeq and is a predicted model, not a curated record.
CUGGACUUGUUCUACACGUGCACACGUGUUGUUUUACCCCAUGCAUUUGCAGAUGUGAAUUCUGCACUUUUUAAAAACUUUUCAAAAGACUCGAUUUUUCUUUUUUCUUUCUUUAUUUCUUUUGCACACGUAAACGCCGAAAAGUAUCCAAAAGCAAAUAAUGGCUUUCCCGAGACAUUUUAUGCCAACAUACUGGAAGAAUCUAAAAGGCAACCGUCUGAUUAACCAGCUGUUUUUCAUUUCACGCACCUUGCACAAAUCAACUGCCAGUAAGGCUUUUGGGAUCUCUGCUGCUGGAAAAGAGACCAUACCUGAAAGAUUAAUCACACCGGCUGAUGUCGGCGAGAAAACCAGAGUCAAGACCCUGAAGGAGAUGCCCGGACCCAGCACCUUAUCCAACUUGAUCGAGUUCUUCUGGAAAGACGGUUUUGACAGAAUUCAUGAAAUUCAGUUGGAUCACGGGAAGAAAUAUGGGAAAAUUUUCAAAUCCCGUUUUGGGCCCCAGCUGGUGGUCUCAAUCGCUGACCGUGAUCUGGUGGCUGAGGUGCUGAGGGCCGAGGGUGCAGCUCCUCAGAGAGCUAACAUGGAGUACUGGAAGGAGUACAGAGACAUGAGAGGCCGUUCCACAGGCCUGAUCUCAGCGGAGGGAGAAGAUUGGCUACAGAUGCGGAGCGUCCUCAGACAGCUCAUCAUGCGUCCACGUGAUGUGGCGAUGUUCUCCGAUGAUGUUAACCAAGUCGUAGAUGACCUGGUCAAGAGAGUUUGUAUUCUACGCAGCCAGGAGGCGGACGGAGCAACUGUCCUCAAUGUGAAUGACCUCUUCUUCAAAUAUGCCAUGGAAGGUGUGGCAGCCAUUUUGUUUGAGUGUCGUUUAGGCUGUUUGGAAAACGAAGUUCCAGAGGACACUCAAAACUACAUCAAUGCCCUGCACCUCAUGUUCAGUUCCUUCAAGACAACCAUGUAUGCCGGGGCGAUCCCAAAGUGGCUCCGGUCCAUCAUCCCCAAACCGUGGGAGGAGUUCUGUUUCUCCUGGGAUGGCCUCUUCAAAUUCAGCGUUGUUCACAUUGAUAAGAGAUUUGCAGAGAUCAAGGCCCAGUUGGAGCGGGGAGAGAAGGUGGAGGGGGGACUGCUCACACACUUGCUCGUUACCAGGGAGAUGAACAUGGAGGAAAUCUACGCAAAUGCAACAGAGAUGCUACUGGCUGGGGUUGACACGACCUCCUUCACACUGUCGUGGGCCACUUACCUGCUAGCACGGCACCCUCAUAUACAGCAGCAAAUCUUUACAGAGGUGAUGCAGGCAUUGGGACCCACAAGAAUCGCCACAGCCGAUGAUAUACCUCAACUGCCUCUUAUCAGAGGCCUGGUCAAAGAGACUCUCAGGCUUUUUCCAGUUCUCCCAGGCAACGGACGGAUUACCCAGGAUGACUUGGUGGUGGGCGGAUACUUCAUCCCCAAGGGGACUCAGUUGGCCUUGUGUCACUACUCCACUUCCAUGGAUGGGGAGAACUUUGUCGAUGCCUCAGACUUCCGUCCGGAUCGCUGGGUGCGGAAAGAUAACGCAGAUCGUGUUGACAACUUUGGCUCAAUUCCUUUUGGCUAUGGCAUCAGGAGCUGCAUUGGCAGGAGAAUAGCAGAGUUAGAAAUGCAUCUGGCUCUUGCAAGGCUCAUUCAAAGGUUCCACAUUGGCAUCAUGCCUAUCACUGAUGAUGUAAAGGCCAAAACCCACGGCUUGCUCUGCCCUGCUGCCCCCAUCCACCUGCAGUUCACCGACAGAGAAAACUAGAUGCAAACUCCUCUCCGUAGGGUCUACUGUACUGUAUCUUUUAAUUGCAUUGAUUCAUGAUUAGGUUUUUUUUACAUACACCACUUUUAGUACACUGUCCACUGUUAAAUGGUAGAUAAGGAGCUGCGACUGAGGUUUUACUCAGGCAAGAAAUGUGUAUCAUCUUCUCCCAUUUGCAAGUGAGGAGGACACAAAAAUAAUACUGGACCAAUAAUUUAAAGAGUAAAGUUGUUCUUGUGUGUAUAUUAUUUGUACUUAGUGAGAACCACUGCAGUUUUCUGUGGACUGUAAGUCCUUCCAUUUGUCCUUUUUAGAAAUAGAAAACUGAACUAUAUCUAUAUAAUUAUACUAUUUCCUUUCAUAUCAGUGUGCAUGCAUGUACUAAAUAGUGCUGUGUGCACAUAAUCAUUUAAACUGUCUGAGUUUUUUUGAAAGUGUUUCACUGGGAAUGUUGAAGGGCAACCAUGAAUGUAUUGAAAAUGAGCUGUUGUAGAGGUAUGUAUGUAAAUAAUGAAAUGUAUUUGAUGACUGUUUUAGCCACGUUGAAAGCCACAUUUUUUUAUUUUACCGAUCACCAUUUUUCAUUCAGACUGUUAAAACAUUUAAUCAAGGAAGUGACAUUCAUUAUUUUAAUCUAUAAUGAAUAUAUGAAGUAUAAAAACUAUUAGUAUAAGAAUCACAAAGGAAAUUAUUAACAGGUUUUAUUUUACACCCAAACUAUUGAAUGGAAAAAUUAUGAACUAAAUUAAUGAGAAUAAUAAAUGAAUGUAUAAUUUAUCUAUUUGAUCAAAUAAUGACGACAUAUUUGGAUUGAAAACUGUUUUCAGUAUUUUAUUUCUAUGAUUGUAUGAAUACAGGUAUUUUACCAGAAUGUCUGAUAGAUUAUGAAUAUGUGAGAGAUAAUGUAUGUUACAAAACAGUUUUUUGCAAAGGGGAGAUAGACAAGUUGUUGAACUGAGCCAUUUGGAAGGGUCACACUGGUUUGCGUGGAGGAAAAUGGAAACCUUUUUAGAAAUCUUUGUAUUUAUCUGCUCUUUAGUCUUUCUAUACCAUGUAUACUGCACUUCUAGUAAA